AUGUGGCGGGGACUGUGGACCCUGCGGGCUCGGGCGGCACAUGGGCUUCGCAGACCGUGCUCGCGUCUGGGCAGCGGCGCCCCGUCCCCCGGCUCCGGAGCCACCAUCUUCGCACUUAGCUCGGGCCAAGGCCGCUGCGGCGUCGCGGUGAUCCGGACCAGCGGCCCGGCUAGCGGCUUCGCCCUCCAGAGCCUCACGGCGGCCAGGAAACUGCCCCCGGCCCGUAGCGCCCGCCUGCGGCUGCUCAGCGACCCGCGCUCCAGAGAGCCGCUUGACCGCGCCCUGGUAUUGUGGUUCCCAGGUCCCCAGAGUUUCACGGGUGAAGACUGUGCGGAGUUCCAUGUGCACGGAGGCCCUGCGGUGGUUAGCGGAGUCCUGCAGGCCCUAGGACACGUGCCAGGGCUGCGUCCAGCAGAGGCAGGCGAGUUCACCAGGCGGGCGUUCACCCAUGGGAAGCUGAGUCUGACUGAGGUGGAGGGGCUGGCAGAUCUGAUCCAUGCAGAGACUGAGGCACAGCGGCGGCAGGCCCUGCGGCAGCUGGAUGGGGAACUGGGACGCCUGUGCCAGGACUGGGCCAAAACGCUCACCAUGGCACUGGCCCAUGUGGAGGCCUAUAUCGACUUUGGUGAGGAUGACAAUGUGGAGGAAGACGUCCUGAAGCGAGCGGACAGUGCCGUGCGGGGACUGGAGGUGGCACUGGGCACACAUCUACGAGAUGCACGACGUGGACAGCGGCUCCGCUCAGGGGCGCAUGUCGUGGUUGCUGGCCCUCCCAAUGCUGGCAAGAGCAGCCUGGUGAACUUGCUCAGCCGGAAGCCUGUGUCCAUCGUGUCCCCAGAGCCAGGCACCACCCGUGACGUUCUGGAGACCCCUGUGGAUCUGGCUGGGUUCCCAGCACUGCUGAGCGACACGGCAGGGCUGCGUGAGGGCGUGGGGCCUGUGGAACAGGAGGGUGUGCGGCGUGCCCGUGCAAGGCUGGAGCAGGCUGACCUCAUCCUGGCUGUGUUGGAUGCCUCUGACCUGGCUUCCCCCUCCAGCUGCAACUUUCUGGACACUGUUGUGGCUCACCUAGGAGCCCAGAGCACCAAUGGGAGCAACCAGCGCCUCCUGCUGGUGCUGAACAAGUUGGACCUACUGCCCUCUGAGAGCCCAGGCCUUAGUCGCAAUAUGCCUCCCCACCUGCUGCUGUCCUGCCUGACUGGGGAGGGGCUGGACAGCCUCUUGGAAGCACUGAGGAAGGAGCUGGCUGCAGUGUGUGGGGACCCAUCCACAGGCCCGCCGCUCCUGACACGUGCAAGGCACCAACAUCACCUGCAGGGCUGCCUGGAUGCCCUAGGUCACUACAAGGAGGCGAGAGACCUGGCCUUGGCAGCUGAGGCACUGCGCAUCGCCCGUGGGCACCUGGCCCGCCUCACAGGGGGAGGGGGCACUGAAGAGAUCCUGGACAUUAUCUUCCAGGACUUCUGUGUGGGCAAGUGA
Orycteropus afer afer is the source of this 1479-nucleotide messenger RNA. It is a transcript of the gene GTPBP3, whose product is annotated as GTP binding protein 3, mitochondrial. Gene Ontology annotation, molecular function: GTPase activity; protein binding; GTP binding. Bases 1 to 1479 code for a protein of 492 amino acids. Lineage: Eukaryota; Metazoa; Chordata; Mammalia; Tubulidentata; Orycteropodidae. Gene Ontology annotation, cellular component: mitochondrion; cytoplasm. The record is from RefSeq and is a predicted model, not a curated record. The transcript is spliced from 9 exons. Gene Ontology annotation, biological process: tRNA methylation; tRNA wobble uridine modification.